Molecule: messenger RNA, 5752 nt
Organism: Echinops telfairi (small Madagascar hedgehog)
Lineage: Eukaryota; Metazoa; Chordata; Mammalia; Afrosoricida; Tenrecidae
Gene: ITGB4
Product: integrin subunit beta 4
Exons: 40
Coding region: 69-5474 (1801 amino acids)
Biological process (GO): cell-matrix adhesion; integrin-mediated signaling pathway; cell migration
Cellular component (GO): integrin complex; focal adhesion; membrane
Molecular function (GO): integrin binding
Source: RefSeq, a predicted model, not a curated record
CCCGCCGCCGCCGCUCCCUGCCCGACACGCGGCUGCCAGCGAGCGCCCCGCAGCCAAGGAGGAAGAGGAUGGGAGGACUGAGCCCAGGCCCCUGGACCGGGCUGCUGCUGGUGGCCCUGCUGGGUGUCAGCCUCCCGGGCCACAUGGCGAACCGCUGCAAGAAGGCGCCGGUGAAGAGCUGCACGGAGUGCAUCCGGGUGGACAAGGACUGCGCCUACUGCGCCGACGAGAUGUUCAAAGAGCGGCGCUGCAACACGCAGGCGGAGCUGCUGGCCGCUGGCUGCCGGCAGGAGAGCAUGGUGGUCAUGCAGAGCAGCUUUGAGAUCACAGAGGAGACCCACAUCGAUACAACACUGCGGCGCAGCCAGGUGUCCCCCCAGGGGCUGCGGGUGAGGCUGCGGCCCGGGGAGGAGCGCCACUUCCAGCUGGAGGUCUUUGAGCCCGGGGAGAGCCCCGUGGACCUGUACAUCCUCAUGGACUUCUCAAACUCCAUGUCUGACGAUCUGGCCAACCUCAAGCAGAUGGGGCAGAACCUGGCCGAAGUCCUGAGCCACCUCACCAGUGACUACACCAUUGGGUUUGGGAAGUUUGUGGACAAAGUCAGCGUCCCCCAGACGGACAUGCGGCCUGAGAAGCUCAAGGAGCCCUGGCCCCGCAGUGAAGCCCCCUUCUCCUUCAAGAACGUCAUCAGCCUGACAGAGGAUGUGGAGGAGUUCCGGAGUAAACUGCAGGGAGAACGCAUCUCAGGCAACCUGGACGCUCCGGAAGGGGGCUUUGACGCCAUCCUGCAGACAGCCGUGUGCACGAGGGACAUCGGCUGGCGCCCAGACAGCACCCACCUGCUGGUGUUCUCCACCGAGUCCGCCUUCCACUACGAGGCCGACGGCGCCAACGUGCUGGCGGGCAUCAUGAGACGAAACGAUGAGGAGUGCCACCUGGAUGCCUCGGGCACCUACACCCAGUACAGGACGCAGGACUACCCGUCGGUGCCCACCCUGGUGCGCCUGCUCGCCAAGCACAACAUCAUCCCCAUCUUUGCCGUCACCAACUACUCCUACAGCUACUACGAGAAGCUUCACUCCUACUUCCCCGUGUCCUCCCUCGGGGUGCUGCAGGAGGACUCCUCCAACAUCGUGGAGCUGCUGCAAGAGGCCUUCAACCGCAUCCGCUCCAACCUGGACAUCCGGGCCCUGGACAGCCCCCGCGGCCUGAGGACGGAGAUCACCUCCAAGAUGUUCCAGAAAACAGAGACGGGCUCCUUCCACAUCCGGCGCGGGGAAGUGGGCACGUACGACGUGCAGCUGCGGGCCGUCGAGGCGGUGGACGGGACGCACGUGUGCCAGCUGCCCGAGGAGGAACAGAGGGGGCACAUCCACCUGAAGCCUUCCUUCUCCGAUGGCCUCCGGAUGGACGUGGGCAUCAUCUGUGACGUGUGCGCCUGCGAGCUGCAAAAGGAGGCAAGGUCCGCUCUGUGCAACUUCAACGGGGACUUCACGUGCGGGCAAUGCGUGUGCUAUGAGGGCUGGAGCGGCAAGGGAUGCAACUGCUCCACGGGGUCCCUGAGCGACACGCAGCCCUGUGUGCUGGACGGCGAGGACAAGCCCUGCUCCGGCCGGGGCGAGUGCCAGUGCGGGCGCUGCGUGUGCUAUGGUGAGGGCCGCUACGUGGGCCCCUUCUGCGAGUACGACAACUUCCAGUGUCCCCGGACCUCCGGCUUCCUGUGCAACGACCGUGGACACUGCACCAUGGGCCAGUGUGUGUGUGAGCCCGGCUGGACCGGCCCGGGCUGUGACUGUCCCCUCAGCAAUGCCACCUGCAUAGACAGCAACGGGGGCAUCUGUAACGGACGUGGCCACUGCGAGUGUGGACGCUGCCAUUGUAGCCAGCAAUCCCUCUACACGGACACCACCUGCGAGAUCAACUACUCGGCGAUCCGCCUGGGCCUCUGUGAAGACCUGCGGUCCUGCGUGCAGUGCCAGGCCUGGGGCACCGGGGAGAAGAAGGGCCGUUCGUGCGAGCAGUGCAGCUUCAAGGUCAAGAUGGUGGACGAGCUGAAGAACGCGGAGGAGGUGGUGGAGCACUGCUCCUUCCGGGACGAGGACGAUGACUGCAACUACAGCUACACGGUGGAGGGCGACGGCGCCCCGGGGCCCAACAGCACGGUCCUGGUGCACCGGAAGAAGGACUGCCCUCCCGGGGCCUUCUGGUGGCUCAUCCCCCUGCUCAUCUUCCUCCUGCUGCUCCUGGCCCUGCUGCUGCUGCUCUGCUGGAAGUACUGUGCCUGCUGCAAGGCCUGCCUGGCCCUCCUCCCAUGCUUCAGUCAAGGACGCAUGGUGGGCUUCAAGGAGGACCACUACAUGCUGCGGGAGAACCUGAUGGCCUCCGACCACCUGGACACGCCCCUGCUGCGCAGCGGCGCCCUCAAAGGCCGGGACACCGUGCGCUGGAAGAUCACCAACAACGUGCAGCGGCCCGCCUUCACCUCCCGCUCGGCCAGCUCCAACCCCACCGAGCUGGUGCCCUAUGGGCUGUCCCUGCGCCUUGCCCGCCUCUGCACCGAGAACCUGCUGAAGCCGGACACCCGAGAGUGUGGCCAGCUGCGCCAGGAGGUGGAGGACAAUCUCAACGAGGUGUACAGGCAGGUCACAGGUGCCCACAAGGUCCAGCACACGACAUUCCGGCAGCAGCCUAACGCCGGGAAAAAGCAGGACCACACAAUUGUGGACACGGUGCUGAUGGCACCCCGCUCAGCCAAGGCGGCCCUGCUGAACCUGACAGAGCGGCAGGUGGAGCAGAGGACCUUCCACGAGCUUAAGGUGGCCCCUGGGUACUACACCCUGACUGCAGACCAGGAUGCCCGGGGCAUGGUGGAAUUCCAGGAGGGCGUGGAGCUGGUGGACGUCCGAGUGCCCCUCUUCAUCCGGCCCGAGGACGACGACGAGAAGCAGCUGGUGGUAGAGGCCAUUGACGUGCCCACGGGCAUAGCCACCAUCGGCCGCCGCCUGGUCCACAUCACCAUCAUCAAGGAGCAAGCCAGCGGUGUAGUGUCCUUUGAGAAGCCUGAAUACUUCGUCAGCCGCAGGGAGAAGGUGGCCCGCAUCCCCAUUGUCCGGCGAGUGAUGGACGGUGGAAAGUCCCAGGUCUCCUACCGCACGCAGGACAACACAGCUCAGGGCAGCCGGGACUACAUCCCCGUGGAGGGCGAGCUGCUCUUCAAUGCUGAGGAGAGCUGGAAGGAGCUGCAGGUGAAGCUGCUGGAGUUGCAGGAGGUGGACUCCCUCCUAUGGGGCCGCCAGACCCGCCGCUUCCACAUUCACCUCAGCAACCCCAAGUUCGGGGCCCGCCUGGGCCAACCCCAUUCGGCCACCGUCAUCAUCGGGGACCAAGAUGAGACUGACCUGACAGUCACUGGCCAGACAAUGUCCACACUCCUGGUCUCCCGUGGCGACCCAGCGGCCCCACAGAACCCCAAUGCCAAGGCCGCCGGAUCCCGGAAGAUCCACUUCAAUUGGCUCCCCCCUCCUGGCAAGCCCUUGGGCUACAAGGUGAAGUACUGGAUCCAGGGCGAUUCGGAAGCCGAAGUCCAGGAGAUGGACAGCAAGGUGCCCUCUGUGGAGCUCACCAACCUCUACCCGUACUGCGACUAUGAGAUGAAGGUGUGUGCCUACGGGCCACAGGGCGAGAGCCCCUACAGCUCCCUGGUGACCUGCCGCACCCACCAGGAAGUGCCCAGUGAGCCGGGUCGCCUGGCCUUCAACGUUGUCUCCUCCACUGUGACCCAGCUGAGCUGGGCCGAGCCAGCCGAGACCAACGGCGAGAUCACCGCCUACGAGGUCUGCUACGGCCCGGUCAACGAGGACAACCUGCCCAUCGGGCCCAUGAAGAAGGUGCUGGUGGACAGCCCCAAGAGGCGCAUGCUGCUCAUCGAGAAUCUCCGGGAGUCCCAGCCGUAUCGCUACACUGUGAAGGCGCGCAACGGGGCCGGCUGGGGGCCGGAGCGGGAGGCCUUCAUCAACCUGGCCACUCAGCCCAAGCGGCCCAUGUCCAUUCCCAUCAUCCCCGACAUCCCCAUCGUGGAUGCCCAGAGCGGGGAGGACUACGAGGGCUUCCUCAUGUAUAGCGACGAUGUCCUACGCUCGCCGGGGGGCAGCCAGAGGCCCAGCGUCUCCGAUGACACCGAGCACCUGAUGAAUGGGCGUAUGGACUUUGCCUUCCCGGGCAGCGCCAACUCCCUGCACAGGAUGACUGCGGCCAACGCGGCCUACGGCACCCACCUGAGCCCACAGCUGCCCCGCCAAGUCAUGAGCACCUCCUCCACCCUCACCCGGGACUACCACUCGCUGACACGCACCGAGCGCUCGCAGACGGCCACCCUGCCCAGGGACUACUCCACCCUGACGUCCGUCACAUCCCACGGCCUCCCUCCCAUCUGGGAAGCUGGGAGAAGCAGGCUUCCAUUGUCCUGGGCCCUGGGGGUCCGGAAUCGGACUCAAGUGAAAGGGCUGCCCCCCUUUGGGGGUUCAAUCAUCCUGGCGGGGCAGCCCACAGCGCCCUCCCAGGACCCAGAAUCGCGUGUGGUUGCAGGUGUGCCCGACACACCCACGCGCCUGGUGUUCUCAGCCCUGGGGCCCACGUCUAUGAAAGUGAGCUGGCAGGAGCCGCGCUGUGAGCGGCCGCUGCUGGGCUACAGUGUGGACUAUCAGCUGCUCAACGGCGAGGAGUGGCAUCGGAUCAACAUCCCCAGCCCUAGCCAGACGUCCGUGGUGGUUCAGGACCUCCUGCCCAACCACUCCUACGUGUUCCACGUGCGCGCCCAGAGCCAAGAGGGCUGGGGCCCCGAGCGGGAGGGCGUCAUCACCAUCGAGUCACAGGUGCACCCGCAGAGCCCACUCUGCCCGCUGCCAGGCUCCGCCUUCACCCUGAGCACCCCCAGUGCACCGGGCCCCCUGGUGUUUACCGCUUUGAGCCCCGACUCACUGCAGCUGAGCUGGGAGCGGCCACGGCGGCCCAACGGGGACAUCCUUGGCUACCUGGUGACCUGUGAGAUGGCCCACGGAGGAGGGCCUGCCACCACGUUCCAACUGGAUGGAGACAGUCCCGAGAGCCGUCUGACUGUGCCAGGCCUCAGCGAGAACGUGCCCUACAAGUUCAAGGUGCAGGCCAAGACCACGCAGGGCUUUGGGCCGGAGCGCGAGGGCAUCAUCACCAUAGAAUCGCAGGAUGGAGGGCCCUUCCCACAGCUGAGCGGCCACGCGGCGCUGUUCCAGCGCUCACUCCCACGGGAAUACAGCAGCGUCACCACCACCCACACCAGCACCACCAAGCCCUUAGUGGAUGGACUAGCCCUGGGGUCCCAGCACCUGGAGAUGGGUGGCUCGCUCUCUCGGCACGUGACCCAGGAGUUUGUAAGCCACACGCUGACCACGAGCGAGACCCUCGGCACACAGGUGGAUACUCAGUUCUACCAGACCUGAGCCCCGCCCCACCCCAGUGCCUCUCCACUGCCUUGCUUCUGCACUGCUAAGGCUCCCCAAGCUCAGCCCCCACAGGCGACUCAGCCCCCAGAGAGCUCUCAGCUACAGAAAAGGGGGUGGGAAUUGGCAGAAACCUGGAAAGACCCCCCCUGGCUGCCUAUUCCUCCCCACCCUGCCUCACUAAGGGCUCCAAACCCGUUCGUAACCAAAGACCAGACCCCAAGUGCCAAGGGAGGGCCCAGCCUCAGACCUGCAAUUAAUAAAAGAUUUUACUACUC